Phytophthora megakarya is the source of this 462-nucleotide messenger RNA. Lineage: Eukaryota; Oomycota; Peronosporomycetes; Peronosporales; Peronosporaceae. The record is from the annotation of a GenBank genome assembly.
AUGAGUGUACAAUCUGGGACGGGACAUGUGGCCAGUGAUCCGUUGAACGACAAGUGCGCCGCAUCUAUGUCGCAAAAAACGGACAUGGAUCCAUCACCAGUUGUUGAAGAUCAACCAGGCGUAUCGGAUCUGGACCUCACCUGGGACUCAGAUCAAGGCUAUGAUGAAUGUGUAUACUACCAUGAAGGAAGUGAUCUAUACGCCGAAGACGUCAACGGUCAGAUGGCGGUACUCCCUGAAGUGCCCGUGACGAGGGAAGAUGUGAAGAUCGAGGACAUUCAGCUAUGGGGAUCUGAUAAUCAGACCCCAGAAGAAAGUGAUCGACUCCGCCAAAGGAUCUGGAAGUUUCGACACCUCUUGAUCGGCAAAGGAAAUUCCCUUGCGCCGGCGGCCAGAGGUGUGGUGUGCGGCAUUGAUGUCGGAGGAGCGAAGCCUAUCGACCUGAAGUGUCGCAAGUUGUGA